This is a messenger RNA of Pogonomyrmex barbatus (red harvester ant), 2013 nucleotides long. It is a transcript of the gene lost, whose product is annotated as methenyltetrahydrofolate synthase domain-containing protein lost. Lineage: Eukaryota; Metazoa; Arthropoda; Insecta; Hymenoptera; Formicidae. The record is from RefSeq and is a predicted model, not a curated record. Gene Ontology annotation, cellular component: cytoplasm.
AGAUUUCUCUCACAGUGCUGCCAGCGCUGAUCAAUCAAUUUUGGAACCAGUCUAGGAAAUUAAAGGCUCUACCUUCCUAUAGUUCACUGUCCGAGAAUCAGCUGAUUCGGUUCGCUUUCUGUCCAUCGACCGUCGAUGCUGCUCACGAGCGGCAAGGAAUAACGCGCCGAAACUCCUAUUCGUUAUAUUUUCCCGGUAUUUUCGUCUUACGAAUGAUAUUCCACAUCUACAAGGGCACGUCAGAUUUCUAGAGGAUUACGGUGCUACGGAGUUUGCGGACAUGUGGCUGCAUAGAAAUAGACACGUGAGAAGGGGAAAGGACCGCGUAUGGAUGGGACAAGUCGUGUCUAUUUUUACGAGAAAGACUGCGUUUACGCUUCCUGGUGUCAUUUUCUUCCAAAUUCUGGCUCUGUGAGAAUCCGUCGGUAGAUCAGUCGAGAUAAUGGAGAAUCUACCUGAGGAGGUAACGAAGUCGAGCUUUCGACGUAAGGUGUGGGAUUAUAUGACAAAGAACGAACUGGUGAACUUUCCUGUUAACAUAUACAAGCGUAUACCGAAUUUCAAAGGUGCAGCAGAGGCGGCCCAGCGAUUGAGUGAACUAGAUGAAUUCAGGAAAGCCAGAGUCAUAAAGAUAAACCCAGACAAGCCACAAGAACCAAUACGAUUUUUAGCUUUGGAAACCAAUAAGGAAAUCAUUGUGCCUAUCCCCAGGUUGAGGACUGGCUUGUUCUUACACGUUACACCAGUUGCGGGAGCGUCGAAAGAACAGCUGAAAACCUUGGCUUCCAUGCGCGGUCUAGAGCAAGCAGGUAAACCACUUGGAUUGGAUUCGCAUAUUAAGGUAGAUCUUGUUGUGCUGGGAUCCGUAUGUGUCAGUCGAGAUGGAUAUAGACUCGGUAAGGGAGAAGGUUUUGCUGAUCUUGAAUUUGCAAUGAUGAUGAGAAUGGGCACGAUAACGGGGAACACGAUUGUCGUUACAACGGUGCAUGAUUGUCAAAUCGUGGAUUAUCUACCACCACGAUUGUUCAAGGAAUACGACGUGCCAGUAGACAUAAUCGUUACGUCGACGCAAACUAUAUAUGUAGAAUCAAGACUGAAGAAACCGACUGGCAUUCUGUGGCAUAUGCUUAGUGAAAGAAGACUCAAAACCAUGCAAGUAUUAAAGCAGCUGAGAGAGAUAGAUGAAAAAGAUGGCAAAAUCAUAGUACUGAAGGAGAUUGAUUCCGACAUCGAGACGCGCCAGUAUAUCAAGAAUCGCGUUAAAUAUCCGAAAAAUAAAAGGCGUUUUAAGAGGGAUGCGUCUAAUACAGAAAACUUUGUCGCGGAAGAUGGCAAAGUUAAAGUUGACAAGCCGCGUUUUCCACGAAGACGAACGUAUAAAAAAGUAAAAAUUGAAGAAGAAAAUAACUUUCCUAACAUUGAAGUACAAACAAAGGCGGAGAACAGUACUAAGAACGCGUCCCGACGGCGUAAAAAUCUUCGUCCUAGAACGAAAACACAUAUCGACUUCUCGUUGAAGCUAUCUAACAUCUCGUCCGGCGUAAGAGUCCGCGAUCUAAAGAACGCUUUAUUGAUGCGUGGUAUUAAACCGAGCGAGAUAACUUGGCAAGGCUACCGCGGCAUCUGUUAUCUUCACUUCAGCAAACUUAGAAGUGAGGCCGCUCUACCAGAUCAGCCAGUUCAGGUAGAUUCGAUCGUGGCAAAUCUGCAACAAUUCCGAAUCGGUGAAUUCGCGAAUGACGAGGAGGGAUUUAUAUAUGUAGAACCCGCGAAACCGAUUUCCAGAAUCGAAGUGACCGAUGUUACAACUGUCUAAACGUUUAUCGGAACCUACAUCAAACGUGUACUUACGUGUUGUUUUUUGGCUGUUUAUAUAUCAACGUCGAAAUGUAGGGACAUCUUCCAAAGUCUUUUUUUUUGUAUGAGAACUCUUCAUCAUGUAUACAAUCCCAGGCAAAGCGUACUUCUCGUUAAUACAAAUUGUAUAUUCUUUAAUGAAUUUCAUUGAAGCUA